AUUGCACAACCGGUGAACGUAACCAACUAUUUUGGGAAACGAUCCAUUAUAAAACAGCUCGGACCGACGUGUCAUAGUAUCAGUAAGACUUAAAUCGAGUUAAAUAUAAAACAGCGUAAAUUUAAUUUUUAAUUGGAAUGGAUUCUUCAGACAACCUCUGCCUAGUUUGCCACGAACUUGUGGAAGUUUACGCAAUCGGGAAAUGUGACCACCCCAUCUGCUUCAAAUGUUCAACAAGGAUGAGAGCAUUGUGCGAACAAUUUUACUGUCCAAUCUGCAGGACUGAUCUACCAGAGGUGUUCUUCCUCACAACUCGGGAGCGUUAUAAUGACAUGCCAGUGAAGAAAUUUGUCCUGAAUCGCAAGUUGAAAAUACAAUUUGAGAACAACAAUGUACGGGAUAUGUUUGAAGAAUUGCUUGAACACCGAUGUAAGCUGUGUCCCAAGAGUCAUCCAGAGAAAUCCUUCAGGGCUUUGAAAGAACACAUGAGGCGUGUUCAUACCCUUUUCUACUGUGAUCUUUGUCUUGAGCUCAAAAUAUUCACCAGUCAUAGGAAAGUUUACAAUCGUCAAGACUUGGCAAUUCAUCGACGUGUAGGUGAUAAAGAUGACAAGUCAUACAAAGGGCAUCCACUGUGUCAGUUCUGUGAGGAGCGAUUUCAGGACAAGGAUGAGCUCUACAAACAUCUCCGCAAACAACACUUUUUCUGCCACUUCUGUGAAAGCCUUGGGUCUCAGGAAUUCUAUGAUGACUAUGAGAGUUUGAAACAGCACUUCCACAAUGACCACUACCUGUGUGAAGAGGGUGAGUGUGUGAACGUCCAGUUUACAAAUGUGUUCAGGACAGACAUUGACCUUAGGUCCCACAUGGCCCAGAACCACAGCAAGGCCCAAGGCAAGGCCCAGGCUCGCCAGGAGAGGACCCUCAACAUUGACAUCAACCUUGUACCAAGACCAGGCGCCAGAGGCAACAGAGGUGGCCGUGAUGAGUAUGAAGGUCAGCGAAGGGGCGGGGCCAGGCAGUCAGGUACCACAGGUGGCCGCGAUGAAUAUGAAGGUCAGCGUAGGGGCGGGGCCAGGCAGCCAGGCAACCCAGGUGGACGUGAUGAUUAUGAUGGUCAGCGUAGGGGCGGGGCCAGGCAGCCAGGUGGUCAUGGCACUGGACCCACCAACAAGGGAGGCAACAAGUACACACCUCCAAAUGCUAGAGAGCGCAUGGACAUUGAUCGAGCAAUCCAGGCUUCUUUAAGCACCAUGUCAAAUGAAGACAUGAAGAAAGAUAAGAAACCUGUGGUGGUAGACUCAAGCUCUUCAGAUGAUGACUUCGCCCAAUCAGACAAGCACUUCCCCUCCCUCCACAGCUCAGCAGCUACUACAAGUCAGACCACUGGGACCUCUACAGUCACUGCAGCAACAUCCAACACCACCACCACUGUCACAGAAAGCUCUGCUAAUAAGCCCACCCUGGCUGACAGAUUUGCCAUGGCUUCCAACCGCACAGUACAGCAUGGAUCCAUGAACGAUUUUCCUUCCCUUAGUCAAACUAUUGUACGCCCAGAAUCUUCAACAACUCCUAGUGUUAAUAAUGGUGUUAAGGUGAAAGCAUUGGGUAAACCUCUUGCGAAGAGAGAGGAUGACUUCCCUGAAUUACCAACUGCUAAAAAGACUGUAACUCCUAGUUCAAAUACAAAUUGGACUAAACCCUCUAAACCAACUGAAGAGAAUAAACCUAAAAAUAGACGUUCUGAAAAUCCUAAAACUAAAUAUGAUGAAAAUGAUUUUCCAACUCUGGCUGCUCCUGCUAAUACAGCCAGUUUUAAAUGGUUUAAACCUAUGAAUAAACCUGUAACUUCUAAGACUAAAAACUUAAAUAAUUCAGAUGAAGCACCAUCUGGCAUUGAUAUAAGAGAUAGAUUUAGUCCUGUAAAUGUUCCAAUGGAUACCGUUGCAGAUUCUAAAGCAAAGAAUAAGAAGAAGAAAAAGAAAGAGAGAGUCAAUGAUAUAAAAGAUAACAAAGAACACUUAAAAGGUAAUGCUUCACUAGAUGAUAUAGCUAGUUUGCUGAUGCCAACAACUGUAAGCAAAGAUAAACCAGUGGAAGUGGUUGUGCAAGAGCCAAAGGUAACUGUAACUGAAAAAGUUGCCAAAAAGAAGGAAGAUAAGGUAGAAAAGAAACUUGAAAGCAAACGGAUAGAACCUAAAGUGGAAGAAGUCAAAGAGAUCAAUGACAUUGAAAAGGCAUUUAAUUAUGAAUAUGAACCACCGGCAGACUUCCCUGCUUCAAAGCCUGUGAAGUUUGGUAUUGCUGAUGAUGAGGACUUCCCUGCACUUUGUGGCGGUAAGAAACAAAAGCCUCCCCCUGGAUUCCGAGCAGGGACCAGCUCAGCUGCCCCAACUACAGCAAAACCACCUCCUGGUUUAAGUUCAGGCCAAAAUAGUUUUAGGCCCCCGCCUGGAUUCAUGUCUUCAAAACUUGAUGAAACAAAAUUUACUAGUUCAGAUCCUGCUCCUGUCACCAAUGGCUCCAGUGCUGAUCAUGACUUUUCCCAGCCAGAAGACUUUUCUUACAGAAAUCAAAUGCUUAUUGGAACAAUUCAGUCGAUUUGUGGUGAGGAUGGCAAUCAGUUCAGUGACUUCAAAAAAUUGUCUGGAGAGUUUCGUAGGGGAGACCUAGACGCUGGUCAGUAUUACAUUCAGUGUGAAAAUGUCCUGGGAAAGAAAAACUUUGGGGAAGUGUUUCCUGAAUUGCUGGCUCUCUUGCCUGACAUCCAGAAGCAGAACGAUCUACUCUCUGUACAUAUGGAAGAGAUGAAGCGUGAUGCCGGUGUGCUGAAGAUCUCUGGGAAAAGUCGGGAUAUGAAGGGUGCAUGGACCCCCAGCAACUCUGGCUUCCUGACAUGUCAGAACUGUCGCCAGGUGCUUGUACGGCGAGACUACAACAAGCACCUUGCGGGACACAGCAUACAGUCCGACUUUCCCGCACUCUCAACAGAACCUGGGUCAGGGAAUCGGGGAAUGCCCUCAGGUCGCUGGAUGAAGGCCAACCACUAGGUGACCAGUAAAGUCAAAUGUGCCAUGAUCAUGACUUCGAAUUUGGUUGAUACUUUUAUGAUCAUAUUUGCUGGAACCAUUUUUCAUUGUACAAAUUUUGCAAGUUUAUCUACUAGACUCUGCUAAGCCUAUUAGAAUGGUGGGAAGAAGAACUCAUUGUGUUAUCAAUUGAAAUUAAUUUAUUUUUGGACUGUUAUAGUGCAUACAGUCUUUUGUUUUGCAUUUAUUUUCCCCAUUUUUGAAAUGUUGUAAUUUAAUUUUAACAGAUCCACUCCUACUUUCCAUACUGUACUAGGGUUUAUAAUUUCUAGGCCAUGUGUCUCACUCGACAGCAAGCUUAAUAUUUGCAUGUCUUAAAAUUAGCUUAGUUUAUCAAAAUAUACAAUAAAAGCUUAAGAAAGUCAUGGGGAGUUGAGGCUUGUAAAUCCAGGGUCCUGAGUAGUUUUGUCUGUGUUAGAAAACUAACUUGAAGCAGGAAUUAUUAAUGCUUGGAAUUUAAGUUUGAAUAUUUUAUUGGCUUGGCUAUAUAUGUUUUUCUACAACCUGUAUCCUGGUUAUACACAUGUGUUUAGAUUGAAUUUUCUCAAUAAUAGUAUGAUAGAAAGAGACCAUCCAUAGUUUAAUAAUUAAGAAUGUAUUAUUGUAAAAAACCAAUAUUUUGGUAACCACAGUACAAUUGUACAUGUACAUGUAUGAAGUACAGAGGUACCUGUCCAGCGUUGAUACAUGUAUAUGGGUAACAUGUAAAUUGAUAAAUUUAUGUUUAAGCAUCAUUGUUUGUGUCAAUUAACAGAGAGUAGUGGUGCCUUUUCUGAUUGUUGCCAGUCUACUUACAAAGUAAUUACUCAAUAAUUAAGUGUAUUCCAGUGCUUACGGUUACGGUUUGAUUCUACAUGUUUUGUUUUGCUACAGGGAUUGUGUAUUAUAUUUUUCUACAUUGUUAAGCUGUUACAAUUGAAAUAAAAUAUAAGGAGUAAAUUUCUACCAAACAUG
This is a messenger RNA of Mya arenaria, 4043 nucleotides long. Its product is annotated as E3 ubiquitin-protein ligase ZNF598-like. Bases 138 to 3050 code for a protein of 970 amino acids. Gene Ontology annotation, biological process: rescue of stalled cytosolic ribosome; protein ubiquitination. The record is from RefSeq and is a predicted model, not a curated record. Gene Ontology annotation, molecular function: ribosome binding; ubiquitin protein ligase activity. NCBI's taxonomy places the organism in Eukaryota, Metazoa, Mollusca, Bivalvia, Myida, Myidae. The transcript has 6 exons.